Erpetoichthys calabaricus (reedfish) is the source of this 1875-nucleotide messenger RNA. It is a transcript of the gene dlst, whose product is annotated as dihydrolipoamide S-succinyltransferase. Gene Ontology annotation, biological process: tricarboxylic acid cycle. Bases 100 to 1500 code for a protein of 466 amino acids. NCBI's taxonomy places the organism in Eukaryota, Metazoa, Chordata, Cladistia, Polypteriformes, Polypteridae. Gene Ontology annotation, cellular component: oxoglutarate dehydrogenase complex. Gene Ontology annotation, molecular function: dihydrolipoyllysine-residue succinyltransferase activity. The transcript has 15 exons. The record is from RefSeq and is a predicted model, not a curated record.
UUUCCUCCGCAGCGCUUCCGCCGUCUUUGCUAAGCGGCUCCCACUCGAGCUCUCUGUGCUCCUACAGUUUUUUUUCUGCUGCUGUCCCCAUUCACCACCAUGCUGUCUCAGUCUCGCUGUGUGUCCCGGACGCUUGGCCGCUCCUUGUCAGCAAUCAGCCAGGCCAACAGUACAUUAGGAAAGCGCUGUGUUUCAGGCCUUUCUACAUGUCAUCGACUAGCUUACAAGAACAGCAGGCAACCUCUGAAAUCUGAGAGCAGGUCAAGUGUGUUUCAGAUAAGGUAUUUCCGUACAUCUGUUAUCUAUAGAAAUGAUGUGAUCACAGUCAACACUCCUGCAUUUGCAGAGUCGGUAACAGAGGGAGAUGUCAGGUGGGAGAAAGCUGUGGGUGACACUGUUGCUGAAGAUGAGGUAGUUUGUGAAAUUGAAACAGACAAGACGUCCAUUCAAGUGCCAUCUCCUGCUGCUGGUGUCAUUGAAGCCUUCCUGGUCCCUGAUGGUGGUAAAGUUGAGGGAGGAACUCCACUUUUCACACUUAGGAAAGGAGCUGCUGCUACUAAAGCUACAAAAGCUCAGGUGUCUGACAGUGUGCAGGCUGCUGCUCCUAAGGUGGAGGGUCCUACUCCCCCUCCUUCCACAUUACCACCUGCUGCAGCUGCUCCUGGUCCCAUACCCACAACUAUGCCUCCUGUUCCAUCAGUAUCUGGUCAAGCCAUUACUUCCAAACCAGUUUCAGCGGUUAAACCCUCAGAAGCUCCCCCCUCACCUUCAUUUGACAGUGCGGUUAAAGGAGCAAGAUCUGAGCACAGGGUAAAAAUGAACAGAAUGAGGCUAAGGAUUGCACAGAGGCUCAAAGAAGCACAGAACACUUGUGCCAUGUUGACAACUUUUAAUGAAGUUGAUAUGAGUAACAUUCACGAAAUGAGAAACAAGCACAAAGACGUCUUCCUUAAGAAGCACAACAUCAAGCUUGGAUUUAUGUCUGCCUUUGUAAAAGCUGCAGCAUAUGCUCUGCAGGACCAGCCAGCUGUUAAUGCUGUUAUUGACGACACAACCAAAGAAAUUGUAUAUAGGGACUAUGUGGAUAUCAGUGUGGCAGUAGCUACUCCAAAGGGUCUUGUGGUUCCAGUUAUUCGUGGUGUUGAGACUAUGAACUUCGUAGAUAUUGAAAGAACUAUUAAUGAACUUGGAGAAAAGGCUCGCAAGAAUGAACUAGCAGUUGAAGACAUGGAUGGUGGGACCUUUACUAUAAGCAAUGGAGGGGUAUUUGGGUCCCUUUUUGGAACUCCCAUUAUUAAUCCUCCCCAGUCUGCUAUCUUGGGCAUGCAUGGCAUCUUUGACAGACCAGUGGCUAUUAGUGGUAAAGUUGAAAUCCGGCCUAUGAUGUAUGUUGCUUUGACAUAUGACCAUCGCCUCAUUGACGGGAGAGAGGCAGUGACCUUCCUACGCAAGAUCAAAGCUACAGUAGAGGAUCCCCGUGUGCUGCUGCUCGGCCUGUAGUAGGGACAUCCAAUACAAAUUCAGUGCUGUCCAUAACAAUCUUCUCUGCUGCAGAUUUGGCUGUGCCACUUGGGUUAUUACCACACGUAUGAGGAGGUGUUCUGAGAGGUGAAGGUGGGGAUAGUGAAUUCCAGAGUUAAAAUACCUAUUGCGGGCAUAUAACAGUCCAGGAAGUCAGUAGAUCAGAUUCCUUACCAGUGUGAAUGAGGAUACACUUGCAUUUUAUUAAAGGAGUUGCAACAUUUAAUGUUACUUUUUAUUCUCCCCCCCCCCCCCCCCAACCCCCACCUGAAAUAAGCUUGGAUUAUAAAGUGCAAGGCAUGUUUUUAUUGUAUGCAAAUGCCAGGAUUUUUAAGUAUAUCUUGGAAACAUAUU